Molecule: messenger RNA, 1900 nt
Organism: Chara braunii
Lineage: Eukaryota; Viridiplantae; Streptophyta; Charophyceae; Charales; Characeae
Source: the annotation of a GenBank genome assembly
CCGAAUUCGAAUGGCAAUUUCCUCAUGGAGUGCAAGCUGUGUGGUCAGGGUUUUUAGGGGAGCAAGACGAAAGCCGCACAACACUUCACGAUCAAGAACAAUUGCGCCAAAAUCUCCGUGGAGCAGAUGGUGGAGAUAUGGAACAAGACAAAGUACGGGUUCGAUCCAAGCCAUGCACGGAAGAUCGUGGACUUUCUGAAGUCUCGUGGGUUGCGAGACAACAGAUGUGGAUCAGGGAGGGAGCCAGCGGGGAAUGAGGAGUUUGAGGACAGCGAGGAGGAGAGGAAGGCGGUCGAGGGUGGAGAUGAUGAUGGUGAGAGUGAUGGAGAGGACAUGGAGGUGUGGCGAGAGGUGGAGCGCGCCAGGGGAAAGCUGAGGAAGGAGAAGGCCGUUGACGAGGACAGCACCCCUGACGAGGAUGCCGCCGUCCACGAUGACGAUAAGGGAGCAGACCUUGGGGCCUCUCUCGAUGGGGGGUUGAUGGGCGAUGGCCGUCGUGGCCAAGAGGGGGCAGCUAGGGCGAUGAAGGAGGUUGCGGGAUCGAAGAAGAGAAAAAGGAAGGCGAAGAUGACUACCACUGAGGCGAGAUCAGCACCUUCUCAGCCCAAAGAGAGCAGAUGGUGGUACGUGAGCGGCAUCCCAUUCGAGGCGGCGAGGAGGCCAGAGUAUCAUAGGAUAAGGAAGAAGUUGCUCGAGUGUCCGCCGUAUGCACAUCCGGCAUUACCCACGCACCGUGUCAUUUCGUGCGAAGGCAUCCCUCAGCAGCAGCGAGUUGUGGCGGACAUGGUGGCGGCCAUCCGCAGGGACAUUGAGGCGACGGGAGCAACCAUCCGUGAGGAUGGUGGCAAGUCCAUCACGAGCGACCAGAUAGUCAACUUCCUUGCUGCUGGUCCCACGGGCGCGUACCUUUUCAGGACUGUGCAGCGGGAUGGUGCUGUUCAGGAGACAGCAGAGGCCAUAGUGGAGCAAUGGAAGGACGUGUUCGACAAGUUUGGUGUCGAAAAGGUGAACGCCAUUUGUACUGAUUUCGCGUCUGCGUAUGUUGCUGCAUCCAAGCUCCUCGCCCAGGAGGAAGUCAAGUACAGCCGCAUCACUUGGCUUCCGUGUGCAGUCCAUAUCUGCAACUUGUUGCUGUCAGACAUCGCGAAGGAUGGGCGCGACGGGAGCCUCGGGAAGAGGGAGGAAACCAUCAUUAGGGCUCGAGCUGUCGUGUGUUUCAUCAGAGAGCAUGGGGCGGCUAUGAGCCUUUAUCGACGGUUCUCUGCCGCCCACCCCUCUUCCGCCUCCGCGGCGGCUGGUGGUUCGAGCUCUACGCCACCCUCGUCUCAGCGGCGAGGCAGGGAGCUUGUGUACCCUGUGCAGACGAGGUUUGCCACCCACUACUUGAUGUUGGAGAGGCUGUUGGAUCGUCGCAGAGCGUUGGAGGCGUUGAUGAUGAGCGACGAUUGGCUGCGGACUGCAUGGAGGAGGUCCAUUUUUCUGCAGGCCAGAUGGGUGCGUCAUCAGGUGCAGUACGCGCCAUUCUGGGAGCACGUGGAGGACAUCGUGGGGCUAAUGACGCCUGUGAUGCAGUUGCUACGGCGUCUGGACAGGGGGGGUCACGUGAUGACUCGCAUGUGGUCGUGGGGUUUUGUCAUGGUCGACAGGGUGGCGAGAGCAAGCCUCAACAGGACGUCGAAGGACGAGCUCCACAUCGUUGUUCAGGCUUGUCAGGCGAGGGUCGCUCAUAUGUUGGAGCCCGCACAUUGCAUGGCCCACCUCCUCAAUCCGCGGCAGAGGAGCAUUACGUUUUGUGGAGCGGCGAGGCGUAUCGACCACAAGCGGAUACUGGCAAACGAGUCGUUGCGAUACCUUCGCCAGUAGACUGGUGGUGACGAGGAUUUGUAUCAGACGUUGCGCA